AUGAUGGAACAAGCCUGUAGAGAUUUAGAGGAGGAGUCAGCCAAGGGUCUCAUGGGUGCUGCCAAGAUGGGCGAAGCAUGUAGUGACACUGAGGAAAGGGCAAAUGAGGGUGUCGUGGACGUUUCUGAUAUUGACCCAACAUGUGGAGAUGAGGAGGAAGAGGAAGCUAAGGGCCUCGUGAAUGCUGCUAGGAUGGAAGAAGCGCUUCAAGAUUUAGAGGAGGAGGCAGCUGAAAGUCUCAUGGGUGCUGCCAAGAUGUGUGAAGCAUUUGCAGAGACUGAGGAAGGCGCAGAUGAGGGUGUCGUGGACAUUUAUGAUAUUGACCCAGGAUGUGGAGAUGAGGAGGAAGAGGAAAUUAAGGGUCUCGUGAAUGCUGCCAAGAUGGAACAAGCCCAUCAAGACUUAGAGGAGGAGGCAACUGUAAGUCUCAUGGGUGCUGCCAAGAUGUGUGAAGCAUGUGGUGACACUGAGGAAGGGGCAAAUGAGGGUGUCGUGGACGUUUGUGAUAUUGACCUGGCAUGUGGAGAUGAGGAGGAAGGAGCAGCUGAGAGUGUAGUGAAUGCUACUAGGAUGGAAGAAGCCCAUCAAGAUUUAGAGGAGGAGGCAGCUGAAAGUCUUAUGAGUGCUGCCAAGGUGGGUCAAGCGUGUGGUGAAAUUGAGGAAGGGGCAGAUGAGGGUGUCAUGGAUACUAUUAAGAUUGCCCCAGCAUGUGGAGAUGUGGAGGAAAGGGCAGCUAAUGGUCCCGUGAAUGCUGCCAGGAUGGAACAAGCCCAUCAAAACGUAGCGGAGGAGGCAGCUGCGAGUCUCAUGGGUGCUGCCCAGAUGGAUGCAAACUGUGAAGAUGAGGAGGAGGGGUCAGCUGAGGCUCUCGUGAAUGUUGCUAAGACGGAACAAGCCCCUAGAGAUCUAGAGGAGGAUGCAGCCGAGAGUGUCAUGGGUGAUGCCAAGAUGGAUGAAGUCCAUGUAGUGGUGGAGCUGGCAACUGAGAGACCCUGUAACCAACCCUCGAGUGCCGCUUGCACCCACUGA
Messenger RNA from Schistocerca serialis cubense, 1029 nucleotides. RefSeq lists its product as uncharacterized. Lineage: Eukaryota; Metazoa; Arthropoda; Insecta; Orthoptera; Acrididae. Bases 1 to 1029 code for a protein of 342 amino acids. The transcript has a single exon. The record is from RefSeq and is a predicted model, not a curated record.